This is a messenger RNA of Aspergillus wentii DTO 134E9, 759 nucleotides long. Its product is annotated as type 1 glutamine amidotransferase domain-containing protein. The record is from RefSeq and is a predicted model, not a curated record. NCBI's taxonomy places the organism in Eukaryota, Fungi, Ascomycota, Eurotiomycetes, Eurotiales, Aspergillaceae. The transcript has a single exon. The coding region runs from base 1 to 759 and encodes 252 amino acids.
AUGCCUACCAAAAAAGUGCUUGUCAUCCUAAGUGAUGCCAACUCCUUCCCGAUCCAUAAGACCAGCGGCCCCGACGCCGGCAAAACAGUCGACCAACCGUCUGGCUUCUUCUUAAUGGAACUCGCCAAACCAGUGCGAAAGCUGCUCGAGGCUGGCCAUGAAAUCACCUUUGCUUCUCCGCAGGGCAAAGAACCGACUCCAGACCCCAACAGCGAAUCUCUCCUUGCCUUUGCUGGAUGCUUCUACGAGCGCAAUAGAGAGAACGAACUUCUCGAUCGACUGAAACGAGAAAACGGGUUUGAUCACCCUCGAAGAUUCGAUUCCAUCAGCGACGAAGAGCUGGCUACGUUUGCGGGGGUGUUUAUCCCUGGCGGACAUGCGCCGCUAAAGGAUCUCGGAGAUGAUCCAGAGUUGGGUCGGAUACUCAGAUAUUUCCAUCAGGAGAAUAAACCAACAGCUGCGAUAUGCCAUGGUCCGUAUGCCCUUCUCAGCACGAAGGCAGCGGGAGAUGGGUCUUUCGUUUACAAUGGGUAUAGGAUCACUUCCUGGAGUGAUCUUGAAGAAAAGGCGAUGGAGACCAUGAUGGGAGGGGAAAUUGAGAAGGUUGAGUCGGCCUUGAGGAAUGAAGGCGCCGUGAUGGUCGAGGGGGCUGGAGAGAAGAUCGGAAACACUACGCUUCACAGGGAGCUAGUGACAGGUGCUAAUCCAAUGGCUGCUAAUGCUUUGGGUGAUCGGUUUUUGCGGAUGAUCAGUGUGUGA